Aspergillus saccharolyticus JOP 1030-1 is the source of this 1456-nucleotide messenger RNA. RefSeq names its product mitochondrial 37S ribosomal protein mS38. Gene Ontology annotation, biological process: mRNA processing. The coding region runs from base 72 to 1157 and encodes 361 amino acids. The record is from RefSeq and is a predicted model, not a curated record. Gene Ontology annotation, cellular component: mitochondrion. NCBI's taxonomy places the organism in Eukaryota, Fungi, Ascomycota, Eurotiomycetes, Eurotiales, Aspergillaceae. The transcript has 2 exons.
UUUCGCCUCUUUCGCAUCCGCCAAGUUCGUUUACCCAGCUUCUGGGACCUGCGACGUUUUGCAAACACAAAAUGCUAUCCUCCUCACUGCGCCGGGCGGCCUGGGCCCCUAUUACUCCCAUCUCAGGCGUCGCACGCGCCUCGAGCCAGACUCUCACCACCUCCGCUAACAACCUCACCGGCUCGACGCAGCCUGUGCGUCAACGGCGCUACUCCUCGUCAUCGUCGUCAAACCCCAGCGAUGGCGCGAGGAAACUUGAGUGCGAGGUGAACUCUGGGAAGUCGACCCGUCGGAGAGGCAAGGACAGUGUCCGCGCCAGCUCCAAGCAGCAACAGCAACAGCAGCAGACGGCAUUUUCCCGACUUCCCAGCGUUCCCUCAACCCAGCACCUCCUCCCGCAUGACGUCCAGGUCGCUUCCUUCUUUUCCAUCCACCGUCCCAUCUCCGUCUCCACCAGCGUGCCCCCAACUUCCACCUCUGAAGCCUUCGACGCCAUCUUCACUGCGCGCAAGCCCGCUGUCGACGAUGUCAUCUCCACGCUCUCGUCCGCCGUUAACUCCAUGGAAGCGGAAGACGACCACCAGCACUACCACGCUGUCCUGCAGGAAUUGACCGAGAGGAUGCAGCAACAGCAGCAACAGGGCCAGCUGCAGCACCCCUCCCAGACCAUGAAUCUGACUCUCUCCAUCGAGGAACUCACCAAGCGCCUGCGGCCCUUCCACCCGCCUCCCCCUCCCGUCCCCAUGGACGAGGUCGCCGUCCACACCUCCGAGAACGCCUCCGAGCAGCAGCUCCUCCCGCCCACGACGACGGGAUCCAAUGCCACGGGCAGCUACUCCGCCGUGCUGACCAUUCACGAGUCCACCCUUCCCGACGGCCGCAAGACCUACCAGGCCCACGCCGGCCCCUUUAUGCCUACCAAGGACAUGGGCAUUACUCAGGGUGCGGCGCCGGAGAUCGUUGAGGCCUACAUCGAUGUUGUGGACCCCAACUCGCACCCGGAGCUCCGUUACAUCGACCAGCAGGGUCACCACAUCAACGGCCCCAUGCAGGCUCUCAGCACAAAGAGACGUCGUCGGUUGAAGAUGAAGAAGCACAAGUUCAAGAAGUUGUUGCGGAAGACGAGAACUUUGAGGCGCAAGUUGGAGAGGUCCUAAGGGGUUGUGCUCCUCUUUACAACCCUCGAAGGAUGUUCGCGGUGGUCAUUUUUGCACCUAUUUCAUUUUUUUUUUCUUUCUUUUUUUCCCUCCUACCUGUCGCCCGGUUUCUUCAUUUCCGGUGUUCCGCCAAGCUUUCCCGAAGCAACUUAUUUGGUUCUGUGAAUAUCUUUCCGUUUGCCUUUUCUCUCACCCUCUAAAUUAUGCAUGCAUCUUAUCUCCCUCUCCGUCCUCUCAACCAACCAAUCAACCACUUAACACACACUUAUAGACAAUACUACGUGACAUAUUACCUUCUG